Messenger RNA from Chenopodium quinoa (quinoa), 1284 nucleotides. Its product is annotated as histone H2A.Z-specific chaperone CHZ1-like. The record is from RefSeq and is a predicted model, not a curated record. The transcript is spliced from 2 exons. Lineage: Eukaryota; Viridiplantae; Streptophyta; Magnoliopsida; Caryophyllales; Amaranthaceae. Bases 142 to 669 code for a protein of 175 amino acids.
AAGAAAAUAAAGAGCUUUGAACAAAAAGGAAAAUUCACUCGCACAGUCGCAGCUGAACCCUGCAUAUACCCUUGCCUUUGCCCCCCUUUUCUCUCUCUCUUCCGAGAGAAGCCAAACUCACAUAUUCCCCCAAAUUCAUCAAUGGCGGACGUCAAUAAUUGCCCCGAACCCACAUUGCCCACCAAGCGUAUCCCCGAUCCAACCACCGAUAACUCCGCCAUUGAUGCCAAAAGGCAGAAACUCGAAAUCCCAGAUAACAAUGGCAAAGAUACUCUCGAAUCUCUUGAACCAACCCCAGAAAACGACGUCGUACAGAAAGGAAAGAGUAUCGAAGAACAACUGGACCCAGUAGCAGAAGAAGUUGAAGAAGAAAAGGGUUCUAAUGGUAGCAAAGCUGAAAUUGACAGGAAAGGGAAGGGUAUUCUUAUUGAAGAAGACGAAGAAGAAGAUGAAGAUGAUUCCGAUGAUGAUUCUGAUGAUUCAGGUUCCGAUGAAUUUGGUGAUGAAUUAUCUGAUGGUAGUGAUAUUGCUGAAGAUCCCUUGGCUGAGGUUGAUCUUGAUAAUAUUCUUCCGUCUCGAACUCGCCGGAAAAUCAUUAAUCCUGGUGCUUACCUUGCUACUGAUCUUCCUCCUGAGAAUUCUGAUGACAGUGAUGACCCUGAUGCUUAGAAUUUUUUUUAUCGAGGGAAUUCCGCUCCUAGGAUUUUUUGCUUUGAGUUUAAUGGUGAUUGAUGUAAUAUAUGGUAAUGGACUGAACAAGAUGUUUCAGAACAUAAGUCCUUUUGUCCGAACACGGUAGUAUCUCUGAAACUAUUGUGUUUAAAAGUCCAGAAUGCGGGUUGUGGGUAUGUUCACCUAAAUCUUAGUAUAUAACUUGCAAACAUAGUACUGGUAUGCAGUGCGUAUCUCGCAGGAAAAGUUUAUUAUAUAACAUAUGACUUGUAUGCAGAGACUCAUGAAAUCAUACUUAUAGAGAAAUACACUACAAACAUGGUCAUUGCUGGAGUUGUGAAGAAUAAUACAAUACAAACAUGGUCAUUGCUGAAUUUAUGAAGAAUAGUUCAUGUAUGUUGGUGAAGUUGCAGUAUUACUGAGUAUUACCUUUGGCAUGGGAAUUAUCUUGUAAAAUUUGUAUGCAAUCUCAAUUACACUCCAUCACUUAUUACCAUGAAAAAUUUGGCCGUAAAAGAAAGUCUAAGAAUGUACGGUACAAAAAGACUUGUAAGCAAAGAAUGAAACGAGAAUGGGAAAAUAAAGUCUGCUAGAUUUAAAAAAAAAAAAAAA